UCGCGAGCAUGGAAGUGACUCUGCGCUGGCAGGACGUGAGCUACAGCGUUCGUCGCCCGCGCGAUUCCUGGUGGCGGCGGCGCAAGAAGUCGCCGGACGUGCGGCACAUCCUGGACAACGUGUCUGGCCAGGUGUCCACGGGGAAUCUGGUGGCGAUUGUGGGCGCGAGUGGAGCCGGCAAAACCACUCUCUUGGCGGCGAUCUCGCGGAGAAUUCGCGGCAACAAAUUGGCGGGAAGAUUCACCAUCAAUGGCCGGGAGAUUGAGCGCGAGGAAAUGACAAGCAUCUCGGGAUUUGUGCCACAGAAUGAUAGUUUGAUUAACCAACUGACCAUUGAGGAACACCUCACAUUCAUCGGGCAGCUGAAAUACUCCCGAACGAUGUCUCAGGAUCGCCGGAAGAUCACUAUUCAGAAGAUUCUCACGCAGCUCGGGCUUGGCUCGCUGGCCUCCUCGAGGAUCGCCACAUUAUCCGGCGGGGAGAGGAAGAAACUGAAUCUGGCCACAGAACUGCUCGGCGAACCGUCCUUCCUCUUCUGCGAUGAACCCACCACAGGUCUGGACAGCUUCAGCGCUUUGCUGGUGAUGAAGACCCUGAAGAAUCUCUCGGGAACCGACCGAGAGUCAAGGAGCGCGGAUGACUUCGAGAUGGAAAUCGUCAGUUCGGACAAGGAACUCUGGGAUGCGCCUUCGAGGAUGUUUCCUAAGGGAAUCGUCUGCUCGAUUCAUCAGCCGACUUCUGACAUCUUCCUCUGCUUCUCACACAUAAUCAUCCUCCGCGAGGGUCGAGUGGUCUUCCAAGGAACUCCCAGUGAGGCCGAGAGGGACUUUCAGGAAGCUGGCUUCGUGUGUCCUCCGAAUUACAAUCCCAUUGAAUUCUACGUGAAGAUUGUGGCUGAACAGCCAGAACUUGAUCUCUGCCGAGAAGCAGAAUCAAUAGAUAAUAAGUCAGAAUCCUUUAGAGCAAUGGUGGAAAAGGCUCCUCCCGUGUGGAUCCUUCAGGUUCUCUAUCUUCUGAAGCGAUCCUCCAUCGUGGCCAAGAGAUCGAUGAAGGAGGAAAUCACACAGAGCGCGAUUUAUCUCUCCAUAAGCGUCAUUCUGGUGCUCUUUUACAAGAAUGUCGGCGGAACUACUCAAACCUCCAUCCAGGACAUCUCCGGUCUGUUCUUCACCAUCUGCACAGAAGUCAUCUUCGCCAAGAUCUACGCGGUCAUCAUGAGUUUCUCUCCUCAGCUGCCACUGAUUCGACGCGAAACUGGCGAGAAGCUCUUCGAUCUGUCCGCCUUCUACACCGCAACAGCCCUGAUGCAGAUCCCGAGAGCCAUCAUUGAGGCCUUCCUCUUCCUGGGCAUCAUCUACGCCGGCGUGGCUUUCUCAGGCGAUUUCUGGACCUACUUUGUCAUGUCCGUGACCUUCUCCAUUGCGUCUGUCGCCUCCAUGGCCUAUGGCUUCAUGAUCUCCGGUCUGUGCGUGGACGAGAAGCUGGUCCAGGAGAUCUCUGUGCCCUUCGACACCAUCUCACUGAUCCUGGGCGGCUUCUACCUCAACAUCGGCGAUCUGCCGUACUUGAAGUUCCUCUCGCUCUUCUUCCUCACCAACGAGGCGAUCUCCAUUCAGUUCUGGCGCGAAAUCGACUACAUCGAGUGCUCGGCGACGAGUUGCCUGCGGAACGGCACCGACGUCCUCAAUUUCUACUCCUUCGGCAUGGACAACGCGACCAUCUGGCGAGACUACCUCGUCAUGGCGAUCUGGUUCGUCGCAUCGCACGCCAUCGGCUUCCUUGGCCUGCGACACUACGUCCGCAAGGAGGGCUUCUAUUGAACACCAGCAGACAAAGACAUUCCUCGCAUGAGCAGAGAUUAACACACAAAAAAAACAAUCCAGGUGCUAUUAUUUUCCAUCAAUCUCUCUCCUUCCACUUCGUUCUCGCGCUUGUUGAGAAGUGUUAGAAAAACUUUAAUACAUCAUCUUGAGCAGCCACAGCGGAAUUGUUAUUUACAAAGUGAGCUGCAUUCAAUGUUGCAGCCGCAGUGUUUCCAUAUGGAUUUAAUGUUAUUAGUGAGUAUAUACAGAUGUUUGCUAUUGAUAUACUAUCGUGACGAGCAUCCCACUCAGGGUUGCUCAAACUUAGCACCAGCAAACUUCCUCGACUUAUCGAUUUUUGAGGCUUUUGAACAUCAUCCAGUCUGCGCUCGGUUGCCCCAAAAGUUCGACGGUGCAGACGAUUUUCUGGCAAGACUAUGAACUAUCUUAACCCCAGACGAGCAAUGCGAAGAUUUGCCAUU
Molecule: messenger RNA, 2284 nt
Organism: Phlebotomus argentipes
Lineage: Eukaryota; Metazoa; Arthropoda; Insecta; Diptera; Psychodidae
Product: protein brown
Exons: 2
Coding region: 9-1820 (603 amino acids)
Cellular component (GO): plasma membrane
Molecular function (GO): ABC-type transporter activity; ATP binding; ATP hydrolysis activity
Source: RefSeq, a predicted model, not a curated record